AAAUAAAGACAAGCGGCGGGGAGGAGGCUUCCUUUGUAGCCGUGCUGAAAACUCCAUCUUCGGGGCAUGGGAGCAAACUGAGCCCAUCCUCCAUGAUUUCUGACAGAUAACAAAAAGGCCUCUGAGGUCAUUCUUUUGUAGGAAUUAAAAAGUAAUUAAAAUUUGCAGAAUGAAAAAAUGGCACACGCACUGCAUGCACAACCAGGGCCCGAUUGCUUCUUCCAAUUCACUCAGGAGUCACUUGCAGCAAUUGAGCAAAGGAUCACUGAGGAGAAAGCCAAACAAAAAGUAGAGCAAGAGCAAAAGGAGGAGGACCACGAUGAAAGCAAGCCGAAGCCAAAUACUGACUUGGAAGCAGGGAAGUCGUUGCCUUUUAUUUAUGGAGACAUUCCUUCUCGCUUCGUGUCUCAGCCCUUGGAAGACCUGGACCCUUAUUAUGCAAAUAAAAAAACAUUUAUAGUAUUGAAUAAAGGGAAGACUAUCUUCAGAUUCAGUGCCACACCUGCCUUAUACAUGCUGAGUCCUUUCAGUACUCUUAGAAGAAUUUCUAUAAAAAUUUUAGUUCAUUCAUAUCCUUUUACAACAGAACAUAAUCCAACAUUAUUCAGCAUCUUUAUUAUGUUUACUAUUCUCACAAACUGUGUAUUCAUGACUUUGAAAGACCCUCCUAAGUGGUCAUGGAUGGUAGAAUACACAUUCACUGGAAUAUAUACAUUUGAAUCCCUCAUAAAAAUCUUUGCAAGAGGUUUCUGUAUAGAUAAGUUUACUUUCCUUCGAGAUCCUUGGAAUUGGCUUGAUUUUCUUGUAAUUUCAUUUGCGUAUAUAACAGAAUUUGUAAAACUAGGCAAUGUGUCAGCUCUUCGAACUUUCAGAGUAUUGAGAGCUUUGAAAACUAUUUCUGUAAUCCCAGGCCUGAAGACAAUUGUAGGUGCCCUCAUUCAGUCUGUGAAGAAGCUUUCAGAUGUUAUGAUCUUGACUCUGUUUUGUCUGAGUGUGUUUGCACUAAUAGGAUUGCAGUUGUUUAUGGGUCACUUGAGGCAUAAAUGCUUGUAUUGGCCGAAUAACACUUCUCCUGAAGACCCACGCUUUAAGGAAUACUACAAUGGAACUGAGCUCUUGUGGUCUAAAUAUAUGGAAAAUAAAGAUCACUUUUACUACUUGGAAGGUGCAAAGGAUGCCUUGCUCUGCGGUAAUAGCUCAGAUGCUGGGCAGUGUCCAGAAGGAUACAUUUGUGUACCAUACGGUAGAAACCCAGACUAUGGCUAUACAAGCUUUGAUAGCUUUAGUUGGGCUUUCUUGUCACUCUUUCGCCUGAUGACUCAGGAUUACUGGGAGAACCUUUAUCAACAGACAUUGCGGGCUGCUGGCAAAGGGUACAUGUUCUUUUUCGUCGUGGUGAUUUUCCUGGGCUCUUUCUACCUUAUCAACCUGAUCUUGGCAGUAGUAGCGAUGGCCUAUGAUGAGCAAAAUCAAGCUACUAUUGAGGAAGCUCUCCGAAAAGAGACAGAGUAUCAGCAAAUGCUUGAGCAUCUGAAAAGGCAACAAGAGGAAGCUCAGGCACUGAUGGCAGCAGCAGCUUACAAAGAUUUCAGGGACGAUGGCACUCUUGGAAGACUUUCCGAAACAUCUUCAGAAUUAUCAAGUUCCAAAAGUGCUAAAGAAAGAAGAAACCGAAGGAAAAAAAGACGGCAAAGAGAAUUGUCUGUCGGCGAACCUGGAGGGAACAACAAAAUGUUUCCAAAAUCAGAAUCGGAUAGUAGCAUCCGAAGGAAAGGAUUUCGAUUUUCCUUGGAAGGGAAUAGACUCGCAUAUGAAAGCAGGGUCAUUUCUCCAUACCAGUCAAUACUGUUCCCCACAAGGAGCAAUAGCAGGGCCAGCUUCUCCAGCUUCAAAAGCCCAACCGUCGAAGGAGGCUCCGAUGCUGAUAGUGAACACAGCACCUUUGAAGAAAACGGAAGCCGGAACGGUUCCUAUUUUGUUGUACGCAGCCAUAGCGAACGUCGCAGCAGCAACAUUAGUCAGACCAUGUUUCCAAUGAAUGGGAAGAUGCAGAGCAGUGUGGACUGCAAUGGGGUGGUUUCCUUGGUAGGAGGACCACCUGUGCUCCUGUCGCCUACAGGACAGCUUCUCCCAGAGGUGAUAAUAGAUAAAGCAACUACCGAUGACAGUCCUACUACUUCUGAGAUGGAAAACAAAAAGAGGCAAUCCAGUUCUUUUCAGAUAUCGAUGGAUUUGCUAGAAGACCCCACCAUAAGGGAAAGAGCAAUGAGCAUAGCAAGCAUUAUCACAAACACAAUGGAAGAACUUGAAGAAUCAAGACAGAAAUGUCCACCAUGCUGGUAUAAGUUUGCCCACAAGUACUUGAUUUGGAAUUGUUCUGAUAGGUGGUUACAAAUAAAGAAAAUUAUUCAUUUAAUUGUGAUGGAUCCAUUUGUUGAUCUUGGAAUUACUAUCUGCAUUAUUUUAAAUACACUCUUCAUGAGCAUGGAACAUUAUCCAAUUGACGACUCCUUCAGUAGCAUUCUUAAAAAUGGAAAUCUGGUUUUCACUGGAAUCUUCACUGCAGAGAUGGUCCUCAAAAUAGUUGCUAUGGAUCCUUAUUAUUAUUUCCAAGAAGGCUGGAAUAUUUUUGAUAGCAUCAUUGUCACCUUGAGUUUAAUGGAGCUGGGCCUUCAAAAUGUGGAGGGAUUGUCAGUCUUAAGAUCUUUCAGACUGCUUCGAGUGUUCAAACUGGCAAAGUCUUGGCCAACUCUAAACAUGCUAAUAAAGAUCAUUGGGAACUCAGUUGGAGCUUUAGGAAACUUGACCUUGGUACUCGCUAUCAUUGUCUUCAUAUUUGCUGUGGUUGGUAUGCAGCUGUUUGGUAAAAACUAUGACAUGUGUAAAUGCAAAAUUUCAGAAGACUGUACACUUCCACGCUGGCACAUGAAUGACUUUUUCCACUCAUUCUUGAUUGUGUUCCGAGUUCUUUGUGGAGAAUGGAUAGAAACCAUGUGGGACUGUAUGGAGGUUUCAGGUCAACCCCUUUGCCUGACAGUUUUUAUGAUGGUGAUGGUGAUUGGAAACCUUGUGCUUCUAAACCUCUUCCUGGCAUUAUUAUUGAGUUCUUUCAGUUCAGACAGCCUUGCUGCUCCAGAGCAGGAAACUGAAGCAAAUAAUCUACAGAUUGCUAUAUCAAGAAUUCAGAGGGGAAUAAAUUACAUAAAGAGGAAGAUAUGUGAAUUUGUGCAAAUUGUUUUUUUGCAAAGAUGCAAGGCCACUUCUGGAUUAAGUGCAGCUGAUCAACAAAACGAUAAGGAAGAUCAGUGCAUUCCCAACCAUACCAUAGUAGAGAUCAACCAAACUUUUGGCUAUCAGAGGCCUAGAAUGACUACCAGCUGCGUGGACAACACUGAUCACAUGUCAUUCAUAAACAACCCAAAUCUUACUGUGACUGUACCGAUAGCAGUGGGAGAGUCUGAUUUUGAACAUUUCAACACAGAGGAACUUACCAGCAUAUCCGAAGUUGAAGAAACCAAAGAAGUUUCCUUAGUCAGUUUAAUUGCCAAUGCCUUGGACUAUUCUGAACUUGGUCCUAUUAAAUCGCUUCGCACCCUGAGAGCUUUGAGACCUUUAAGGGCCUUAUCCCGCUUUGAAGGAAUGAGGGUGGUGGUGAAUGCCUUGGUAGGAGCCAUACCCUCAAUUAUGAAUGUGCUUCUUGUUUGUCUUAUAUUCUGGCUAAUUUUCAGCAUCAUGGGUGUAAAUCUGUUCGCUGGUACAUUCUUUGAAUGUGUAAAUAAAACAGAUGGAGUAAGGAUUUCACAUUUGAUCGUCCCAUUUAAAAAUGUCUGUGAGACUUUAGACUAUGCCAGAUGGAGAAAUGUUAAAGUCAACUUUGACAAUGUUGCUGCUGGGUAUCUCUCUCUUCUUCAAGUUGCUACCUUUAAAGGAUGGAUGGAAAUAAUGUAUGCUGCUGUUGAUUCAACAGGAAUAGAAGAGCAACCCCAAUAUGAGCAUAACCUGUAUAUGUAUCUUUACUUUGUUGGCUUCAUUAUAUUUGGUUCAUUCUUCACUUUGAAUCUGUUCAUUGGCGUCAUCAUUGAUAAUUUCAACCAGCAGAAAAAGAAGUUAGGAGGUCAAGAUAUUUUUAUGACAGAAGAACAGAAAAAAUAUUAUAAUGCCAUGAAAAAAUUGGGAUCAAAAAAACCACAGAAACCUAUACCAAGGCCAUCAAAUAAAAUACAAGGCUUUGUUUUUGAUUUUGUAACCAAACAAGCCUUUGACAUCGGCAUUAUGAUUCUUAUCUGCCUUAACAUGAUUACCAUGAUGGUGGAAACAGCUGACCAGGAUACUUCUGUAGAAGAUAUUUUAUAUUGGAUUAAUUUGAUUUUUAUUGUCCUUUUUACUGCGGAGUGUCUCCUGAAAUUGAUUGCUCUCCGUUACUAUUAUUUCACUAUUGGCUGGAAUAUAUUUGAUUUUGUGGUUGUCAUAUUCUCCAUUGUAGGUAUGUGCCUGUCAAAGAUCAUUGAGAAAUUCUUUGUAUCCCCCACUUUGUUUCGAGUGGUCCGACUUGCCCGGAUAGGUCGAAUCCUGCGUCUAAUCAAGGGGGCAAAGGGGAUCCGCACUCUGCUUUUUGCCUUGAUGAUGUCUCUCCCUGCCUUGUUCAACAUUGGUCUCCUCCUUUUCCUGGUCAUGUUCAUCUACGCCAUAUUUGGAAUGUCCCAAUUUGCCUAUGUUAAAAGGGAAGCUGGGAUUGAUGACAUGUUCAAUUUUGAAACUUUUGCAAACAAGCUACAUUAUCAUCUCAUUUUUAGUUGUAGUGAACAUGUACAUUGCUGUCAUUUUGGAGAACUUCAGUGUGGCUACCGAAGAAAGUGCUGAACCACUAGGGGAAGAUGACUUUGAGAUGUUCUACGAGGUCUGGGAAAAGUUUGAUCCAGGUGCAACACAGUUUAUAGAGCUCAGCAAGCUCUUUGAUUUUGCUGCCUCGCUAGAGCCCCCUCUGCUAAUACCAAAGCCAAACAAAGUUCAGCUAAUUGCAAUGGACCUGCCCAUUGUGAGUGGUGACAGGAUUCACUGCCUGGAUAUCUUAUUCGCCUUUACAAAGCGUGUCUUGGGGGAAAGCGAUGAAAUGGACUCCCUCCGAGUGCAAAUGGAAGACCGGUUUAUGGCUGCUAACCCCUCAAAAGUCUCCUAUGAACCAAUUACAACCACCCUGAAACGGAAACUUGAGGAGCAAUCGGCAAGGGUUAUUCAGAGAGCCUUUAGGCAUUAUCGUCUGAGGAAACCAGUGUGCAAUACUGACGUGCAAUACUUAAACAGGAAUAUUUUUCCUUGCAAAGCAGAAAUGGAGUUUGAUAAAUUUAGUUUGAGCUUAACUCUGGAAAAGACAGAAAGAAGCUCCUCCACAACUUCACCUCCUUCCUAUGAUAGUGUAACAAAACCAGACAAAUAUGAACAAGAAAAGUCAGAAAAAGAAGAAAAAGGUAAAGAUGACAAGGAUUAUAGAAAGUAACCCUGAAGUAGGCCUAUCAUUGUAUCUAUACCAAAUUGUUUACAACAUCAGAAAGGUAAUGCUGAUACCACACACACUGAAAGCUUAUGCCAAACUGACCAUUUCUACUAUAUGAUAUCAGCAUAAUAUAUUCAUGCAUCCAAGGUACUUGUAAUUUUAUCGUUGACUGCAUAGUAUGGUAACAGACUUAUGAGGACAAGAACAAUUCUUCUUACCAGCUUGCACAGAUGAAGAGGACUCACAAAAUUACUAUAGGCUGUAAGACUGCAUUAGCACUUGUGUGUGUGUGUGCGUGUGUGUGUGAGUUCACGACAACAACCAAAAAUUAUUCCCUUGCUGCAGUAAUUGUAUCCAAUUGCCAUUUACGUCAUGUUUGACAAAAUUGUUAGUGCAGUUGUAUUUCUGUUUACAAAUCGUGAUUAUGUCCAGCAACAGAAUUGAUUUUUCACAGAUUUAGAUAUAGAUAUACAUACAUAUAUAUUUAACUUUAUUACUUAUAAUAGUGAUAUGAUCAUUGGGGAAACUUGACCAUUGUAGGCUUAAAACUCUUGUCAGACAUUUGUAGGCUUGUGCAAAGUUUAUCUGCAAGAUCCUUCAGACCUGCAAGUCUCACCUUGGGGAAAAAUAUUGUCCAGCUAAGUUUACUAAAAACUGAGCCUACCAGAAAAGAAAUGAUGGGAAUCAAAAUAAGAGACUUGACUUCCAGUUGAAAGUCAGUGAAAAGCUUAAGAGAAUUGUAAGCAACUAGAAGUUCAGACCUUGAACUCAUGUGAUUGGAAGGAGCCAAAAGUGGGCAAGUUAGAAGCCCAACUGGAUAGUGAAGCGUAAGGACAGUGAAUGGUUGGCCACCUGGAGUGGAGGCACAUACUUCCCCUGAAAAGAAUAGGGUGUUUCCACAGCUUGUGAUUCUUUCAGGUAGCAGAAUUUCAGAUCUCUGGGGAGAACAUAUUUGGCAUUAUCCAUGAAGAUAGAUAAUGUUUCUUUGGCUAUUCAGCUUUCUUUUGUGCAGGCUGAGAGGGGCGGUUGGGCACAAUAGCAUAUGUGUGUUGCUUUCUGCCAUAGGUAGCGAACUACCAAUCUUCAUUAUUAGCUGUUGCCGAUUCCAGCCUUUAUUUGCGGUUUAUCACUGCUCAGGCCACUGGCUGUUUGAAUUUGACUAAACUCCACUCACCUUUAAAGAGACAGGUAGGUGCUUUAAGAAUAUAGGCUGGUGUCUGGCAUAACUCAAGUUACUCAAUGGAAAUUUGUGGGAUUUCCUUUCCCGAAAGAACCUGAAUUAGCUGCUACAUGGACUCCCAUCAAUUCUGACUAUUUUUUAUUUUUAUAGUUUCUCACGUUUGGGCAAUUCUUCGCCCUCAACUUCCACAGGUUUUAGUUUUCAGUUUGUAUAUACACAUACAAGUGUUUCUAUUGUAGAAGAGGAAUGUUUUUCUGAGGUGAUACUUUCUUAGGAGAAAAAUUCUUGAAUCCUGUGAGAUACGGUACAUAAGAAUGCAAAAGCCGAAAGGAUUUUACAUUCUCAUGUGUAUUCUCCUGUAACUACUUCUACAGGGGAAAAGAGAACUAUUAAAAAUAAUCAAAAAUAAAUACUCUUAACAGAUUUACAUAUUCUAAAAUACAGUACUAUAGCAUACUGAAUUUGAUGGUAAGAGUAGCUCUUACCAUUUGUUCAUGGAUUCACUGAUUUGAUUAAUUAAUUAAUUAAUUAAUUCAUUCAUUCAUUCAUUCAACAUUCUAAAAUAAUAUGACAACUACAGUAGGGUCUAGCAUCUUAAAAUGGUGUUUUAUGAGCUAUACCAAGUCUCUAGCACAUCAGGUAUCCCUUGAAUUUAUUUGGCCAGUUAGUGUACUGGUAUUUUCACACAUGUAUAGAUAACAGAUUUGCAUGAAGGCAUGCUCUACUACCUAACUCAUGCAUGAUGGAAAAGUAAGCAACUAACAAGGAGUCAUAACUUGUCCAAAUUUCAGGGUUGCAUAAUUGUUAAUUUUUUUUAACUUAUUCAUGCUGUAUAAUACAAGAUAAAGUUUCUAUACAGUUUAUAUAUGUUAGGUAAACCGAAUCAAAUAACAUGGUGACUUUUCUUCUCCUUUUAUUGUAAAUGUUCGUACCUGAAUCAGUAUAUUUCACAAUUUGUUUGCUAAACAGGAUUGUUUGUUUAUGUGAGUCAUAAUUGUUUUUACUGUUGUUGUUUUUUAAUUUAUGUUUAAGCCAUCCAGAGAUUACUAUAGCUGGAGUGGGCAGCUAUAGUAAUCUAAUAAAUUAAGUGAAAUAAGCCAAAAUAAUUAUACAUUUGGCUUAUUUAAAUAUGCCAUUUCUUUUUUCUUCCAAACUAGCUCUAGAAUUAUUGGAUAUGAUCUUUGAGCGUAGCCUAGCUCUCAAAAGAUUAUUGAAUCAUCAUCAUAUCUAUUUGAAAGAGAAUUGUUCAACACAUCUAGAACUGCAAAGGUUCUACAUUAGCUUCUUAAAUAUAUUUAAAUAUUUGAUUUAAAUGCCCACUCUAUAAAUACUGUGCUUACGUUGUGUCUAGAAAAAGUGCAGAUGUCAGGUGCUGCCUUAGGAAAGGUAUCCCACAUAACUUUCUCAUCAAGAGAAAGGAAGACUUUCUUCCUAUUAAGCUUUUGAAAAAUGAGCAAGAUUUUUAGAAAUUACUGUUUUAACCUCUGUGCAGUUCUGGUAAAUUCUACAGUUGUUGAAUGCUCAUUUACUGUAGUUGAGUGAAUAUUUUCUUUUUUAAAAAAGAUCAGUUGAUAGCUUUUCCUAUACUCUUUUUACUUUCAGAUAAGAGCUUUUUCACCUUAUAUACCUUAUAGGGGAAACAGAGAAAUCCUAAAUUAAUUGAAUAACGUGCUUGGAAAUGGAGCUAAUGUGUAUAAUUUAGUAAAAGUCCACAAUUUAUUCUGGUUAAAGUGAUUUGGAUUUUAUUGGCAGAUAAAUCUAUAUCUAUUGGUGCAGAAUGCCUUUGUUGCCUCGGAUACAUCUUUUUUUGUAGCCGUCAGACGGGAAAUCAUGUGUCUGAAGUUGAAAGAAACUAGUUGAAAUAUUAUUCUAUUUAUAUUUGAUGCUGCAUACCACUGUACAAUUUUUAUUAACUGAUUAUUCUAUGACACGAAACAUUACUGUACUAACAAGAUGUACUAUGAACAUGGUAAUUGGUUUAAAAUAUAAAUGUAUAAAACUUUUUAUAAAAGCAUAUUUUAUAUUAUUUUUUUUAAUCACUUUGAUUUAUCAGCUUGCAGUUGAUAUGCUUGCUUUAAUGAUUUGAACCGGUAUUUUAUAAUACAGUUUAACACACCAGUGGGGGUGGGGAACAAUCAGGUUGUUAUUGCUAUGUUUGUUUCUGU
Messenger RNA from Thamnophis sirtalis, 8836 nucleotides. The record is from RefSeq and is a predicted model, not a curated record. Lineage: Eukaryota; Metazoa; Chordata; Lepidosauria; Squamata; Natricidae.